This is a messenger RNA of Brassicogethes aeneus, 2960 nucleotides long. NCBI's taxonomy places the organism in Eukaryota, Metazoa, Arthropoda, Insecta, Coleoptera, Nitidulidae. The record is from the annotation of a GenBank genome assembly.
AGUUGCUGGCGCAACUUCACGAAAUACGGUUCGUUACCAACUACUCUCUAUAGUAAAUACCGUGUGUUUAUUUUUAUUUUUUUUAAUCGUGUGCUGUGUUAAUUAUUGUUUUCCCUCUUAUUAGAUACUGUGUGUUGUGUUGGAAUACCCGCAGUGUUUUUUGACUUUCAAAAGGAUUUUUCUAGCUCUAUCAACGAAUGGAAAAGUCGCAAUUCAAAAACAGAUGACCAAAAUCCCCAGCAGAAUUACAUAAAAAAUGUUCAAGAUUUUUAUUAAUCGAUAAUUAUUUGACUGAAAUUGACUGACCAAAUAAAAUAAACAAAAUGAAAUAUUUUAACGAAAACCUCAUCACCUUGAAAUGUGUUCUGUUCCUAUUCUUUGGAGCUUUGGGGGGGUUGCUCCCCUUCCUGCCGCUCCACAUGGACGUCGUGGGUUUGUCCAAAGACGAGUCCGUCAUAGUAUCUGUAGUUGCCCCCCUCAUAGCGUUAUUAGGCCCCCUGGUGGCCGCCCCUUUGGCCGAUAGACUCGCAAGCGGCGGCGGCGGAAAUCAAAGAAGCAAAACUGGACGAUAUUUACGCGUCAUGCUCUCUUUAUGCUUCAUAUUGGCCACGAUUUUCUACUGGCUGCUCAUGCUUAUACCCCCGAUAAUUAGAUCCCCACCCAAUGUGACGUUCAUGUGUGAUCAGCAGGGUGGUUUUGUUUUACAAGAUAGAUGUGGUGCUGAAAGGACUUGUUAUAACUGGGGAAGCUCGAAAGGAUCGGUUUUGGUGAAAAACUGCAUUUUUUCGUGCAAUGCUACAACAAAUUAUUCUGGAGAAGUCACUACAGCAUACCCUGAUGAAACCGACACUUUUUAUGAAAGCGACUAUGAAGAUCAGUUAAAUAACGACGACAACAGUGGUAACGAAGUGAACCCUGACACACUCGAUCUAUCAGACUAUUCCUCAAACAGAAACUUUACCGGAAUAGUCCCCUUACCGCACAUGUGCUAUGAAAACGACAAAGGCGAGUCUAUAUGUGAAGUUUACACUGAAUAUUCCCAACCCAUAGACUUUAAAAUCGGAUUAACUCCAAAUCUGGACAAUGCAACUGAAUCUGAUUUCUGCAAAUAUCCAUUUGCUGACAAAUUCCACUGCCGCAUCACAGACGACGUAGUUGACAACCUAACAAACCACCACACAGAAGAAUGCCACCCCAUAGUCGUAUGCCAAAUCCACGACCCAUAUAACAACUCUCACUCACUACUGAAAAGAUCUCAAUGUGGUUACGACAACAUCAGUUUCUGGCUGUAUCUAUUCAUACGGUCCGUAGCUGAUAUUUUCCCGGCUGCAGCUGUGGCACUUCUGGGUGCAGCUGUUGUUAUAGCAACUAGAGAGACGUCCACAGGGAGAGGUGAUGUAGGAAAACAAUUCGCAGCUGCUGCAUUAGGUUUCGGAAUAUUCGCAGUGAUUAUUGGUGGUGCUGGUGAUGGCAAAUUCUUGAAUGCAAUGAUAUGUUUCACAGUUCUGAUGUUAUUAGCUGUAUUAAUUCUACUUUUUGAUAAUAAAAUGCCAUUAAGUCCCCCUGAAUGGUGGUGGCAUACACGAUGCGGUCUUUUAGCCCUUCCAAUGUCUUCUGUGAGGAAAUAUGGUUUGGAAAUAAUAUCACUCGGUGUGGUACUCUUCUUAUUGGGUAUUUUCUGGAAUUCUAUCGAUACCUUCCUGCCUUGGCAUGUAGUGAAAAUCCCAGAUGGAGAACCUCUACUAAUUGGUCUUACUAUAGCUGUAGCUGCCAUACCUGCCAUAGUUUACUUUGUGUAUGCUGAAAAAAUCGUGGAUUACUGCGGACAUUCCAAUAUUCUCAUUUAUUGCUUCGUUAACUACAUCAUCCAUCACAUAGGUCUUAUUGUAACUGAAAAUGCUAAAGUCUUGUUAAUCUUCGAGUUUCUGGAGAUAUUUUCUUUGCACUUGAUGUACGUCACUGCCGUUUUAUACUUCAGACACUUGGUCCCGAGAAAAUUCACUGCUUGCGGACAAGCUCUUCCCGUCAUCACGCAUUUCUGCCUCGGUCGCUGUAUUGGGGCUCUUUUGGGAGGUUUAGCGUACUCCGAAUAUCCAGACAGAGACAAUUUCAACAGCGUCCACAAGUGGUUCACAGUGGCGGCGUGCAUAACCGCCAUAAUCUACUUUUUAGCUUAUCAUUUCUACUUGAAACCGCAAUGCGCAGCUGCAGCACAAGUGCCUCCAGACCCAGCGCCAUCCGUUGUUCAAAAUAUGAACGGAAAUGGCACUUACACCCCGCUUCGGGUAUACCACAACGGCAAGGCAAAGAAGGGCCACUUUAGAUAUUAAUUUAAGCAACGCUUUUUGUAUAAAAAAUACUGGACAGCUUUAACCUCGAGAUUUUUUAGUACUCUGAAUGUUUAGUAAUUUAUUUCUCUUUGUAUAUCGUCGCUUGAUAAUUGUUUUUUGUUUGUUAAAUACAGGGUGUUUCAUGACCGGUGAAACAAAAUUAAAUCUCAUAUGGAAAAUUUAAUUUUGAAUACAAUAAAUACAAGCAAAGUACGGGACAAAUCACAAAACUGUUUAUAUAUUAUUUUCGCCUCAAAAUUGUCAAGAACAUUCUUUUCUUAUUAGGCUUUACAUUAAAUAAAAGAAACGCAAGAAAAUUUGUAUAUGAAGGUCUCAUCCAAUUUUUUUUUUAAAUUUAAAAUUCUAAGCAUGAAAAUAAUGAAAAGUGUUGCUCGAUAUUAUAAAAAAAAAUAUUCUUAAUUUUGUUUAAAAACGAAUUUGCACAUGAGAUUUCAAUUUUUAUCACUGGGUAUGAAACACCCUGUAUAAUGAUAGUUGAAGUUUUUUUAUGUAAUUUAUGUGGCAACACACUGAACUACUUUUUACGAUUUUACAAUUUACAUGAGUUUUGUUACUUUUGAGAUGUUUAACGUGAAUGUAUUUUUAAAUAAAUAUAUCAAUUUUUUUGAA